Messenger RNA from Cuscuta campestris, 1054 nucleotides. Lineage: Eukaryota; Viridiplantae; Streptophyta; Magnoliopsida; Solanales; Convolvulaceae. The record is from the annotation of a GenBank genome assembly.
AUCAAGUGAAUUUCAAGAAAUAUGCAUAUACUUAGCCAAACUCUUCAAUGUUAUCUUCCGGACAGCUAGGAUGUCUGAUGAGUGGAGGGAGAGUCUCUUGGUCCCUUUGUUUAAAGGCAAGGGUGACAUUCAGAGCUGCGAGAAUUACAGAGGCAUCAAACUCCUUAGCCACACCAUGAAGGUUUGGGAGCGAGUCAUUGAGUAUAGGGUGCGGAAAGGGGUAUGCAUAUCUGAGAACCAGUUUGGUUUCAUGCCUGGCAGAUCGACUACAGAGGCCAUUCACCUCGUGCGGAGGUUAAUGGAAGAGUAUAGGGCUAGGAAGAAGGACCUUCAUAUGGUGUUUAUUGACCUUGAGAAGGCGUACGAUAGGGUGCCAAGGGAGGUUUUAUGGAGGUGCCUUGAGUCGAGAGGAGUUCCCGUCGCGUACACUCGCGCGAUCAAGGAUAUGUACGGUGGGGCUAGGACUAGGGUAAGGACCUCCGGGGGCGACUCCGAGUCAUUCUCGGUAGGGAUGGGGUUGCACCAGGGAUUCAGAAUAAGUAAGAACAAGACAGAAUACAUGGAAUGUCGUUUCAGCGGUCGGGAAAUGGAAUCAGAAGUGGAAGUUAGGAUUGACUCUCACCUAGUGCCUAAAGUGGACAAGUUUCGGUAUCUUGGCUCGGUAGUUCAGGCUGAUGAGGAGUUAGACGGGGAUGUUGGGCAUCGUGUUGGAGUGGCUUGGGCCAAAUGGCGGUUGGCUUCAGGGGUGUUGUGUGAUCCGAAGAUUUCACCCAAGAUGAAAGGCAUGGCGCCGAUGGAAGAUAAGCUGCGGGAAGCGAGGUUGAGAUGGUUUGGUCAUGUGAGACGGCGGAAUGCUGACGCCCCUGUUGGAGCCGGGGGUCUCUUGGAAACAACCUCCUACUUCCGAGUAGGGGCACUCUCCCCAGACCCUACUAUAGUGGGAUUCAACUGGAUUGUUGUUGUUGUUUCUACAGUCCUUAAGCUAAAUUCUUGAUUUAGGAGUAUUUCACAAGAGUUCAAUAGAAAAGCUGACAAAUGAAGUGAUUGAAAUUUA